AUGAUGAACUUCUUCAAGUCCCAGAAUGAGGGCAACAAUGCUGCUGUACCUCGUCCGAAGAGUGCGGGAACUGCAGGUGCUGGGUUCUUUCCAAGCAUAGGCUCGCAUUCGGCGACUGCGACACCUACCACUGCUCUCAGUGAGCAUUCCUACGCUAUGGGAACUACCGGUCUUAAUCAGAAUCGGCAGCAGCAGGAGAACAUUCUGGAUCAUAUGAAGGCCUCUAUGGAUUCAAAUAUUCAAGAGCAACAACAGCAACAGCAGCAACAGCAGCAACAGCAGCGAGCACCGCAAUACGCGCAAUCUUCUGAUGCGGCUCAACCUAGCAUGGCUGCUGCACCAGAAAUCAGCACCACAGACAACGGAUCUUCUACAUCAUCUCGUUCAGAUUCUAACAAUAGUAAUGGACAGCUACCCAGGGGCAAACUUAGGAUUGUUAUUGCAGAAGCCUUGAAUCUUUCGAUAAGAUCGCCUUCUGCAUCGCAACCUUACGUUGUUUGUACGUUUGAAAGUUCUGAGUUCAUUUCCAAUGGUCCUGAAUCCUUGGAUAACAAAUAUCCUUCUAUUUCAGCUGCUAACUCCAAUAACCAAUGGAGCAAAGGGUUGCUUAAUACCAACGAAAAACUUAAGAGACCUUUAUACACUAGACAAUCCUCUUCUCAGCUGGAUAAAUUGGGUAAUAACCAAUUAAACUUAAAGAGAGGUUCCAUUAAUCCUGUAUGGGAACACGAAGCUACUUUCGAUGUCCUAGGAACUCACUCUGAGUUAGACAUCUCUAUUUAUGACGCUGCCCAAGAUGACAUGUUCUUGGGUCAAGUAAGAUUACAUCCAAAUAUGAACGCUGUCACUCCCGGUGUUCAUAGUGAAUGGCAUAAGCUAAAAUCAAGAGCUUUGGGUGAACAUGUCACUGGUGAUAUUCUGAUUCACUGGGAAUAUACUUCUACCAAGAAGAGACAAUAUGGACCACAGGAUUUCGAAGUUUUGAGGUUAUUGGGUAAGGGUACGUUCGGACAAGUUUAUCAAGUUAGAAAGAAGGACACUAUGAGAAUCUAUGCUAUGAAAGUUCUAUCUAAGAAAGUGAUUGUCAAGAAAAACGAAAUCGCUCAUACUAUCGGUGAAAGAAAUAUUUUGGUUCGUACUGCUUCCAAAUCUUCUCCAUUUAUUGUCGGGUUGAAAUUCUCUUUCCAGACACCAACUGAUUUGUAUUUAGUCACAGAUUUCAUGAGCGGUGGUGAGCUUUUCUGGCAUUUACAAAAAGAAGGAAGAUUCACUGAAGAUCGUGCAAAAUUCUAUAUUGCAGAGUUGGUGCUUGCCUUAGAGUACCUACAUGAUAACGAUAUCGUUUACAGAGAUUUGAAACCGGAGAAUAUUUUGCUGGAUGCUAACGGCAACAUCGCUCUUUGCGACUUUGGUCUUUCGAAAGCUGACCUUAAGGAUAGAACGAAUACCUUCUGUGGUACUACUGAAUACCUCGCUCCAGAACUAUUAAUGGAUGAAACUGGAUACACAAAAAUGGUCGAUUUCUGGUCUUUAGGUGUUCUAAUUUUUGAAAUGUGCUGUGGAUGGUCUCCAUUCUUCGCAUCUGAUAACCAAAAAAUGUACCAAAAGAUUGCGUUCGGUAAAGUCAAGUUCCCUCGUGAUGUUUUAUCACCAGAAGGUAGAUCUUUUGUUAAGGGAUUGUUGAAUAGAAAUCCUAAACAUAGACUUGGUGCCAUAGAUGACGGAAGAGAACUAAGAGCUCAUCCAUUUUUCAAUGACAUCGACUGGGAAGCUGUGAGACAAAAGAAAAUCCCACCUCCAUUCAAACCUCAUUUGAUCUCUGAGACUGACACUUCGAACUUUGAUCCUGAGUUCACCCAAACCUCAACCUCUUUCAUGAAUAAGCAGCCGAUUGCAGCUACUCCGCUUUCGCCUGCAAUGCAAGCCAAAUUUGUUGGAUUUACGUUCGUUGAUGAAUCUGCUAUUGAUGAGCAUUAUAACAAUGCAUACAAUAAUCGUAAGUUUUUACAAAACUCAUAUUUCAUGGAGCCCGGUUCAUUUAUUCCUGGUAAUCCUAACCUACCUCCAGACGAAGACGUUAUUGAUGACGAGGAAGAGGAUAAUGAUAGACUUGCAGCUGUGAAGGGAAGUGGUGGUAUUUCUGUAGACUAUGACGGCGACCAUCACAUGGAUGAUGAAUUUGUUAAUGGUAGAUUCGAAAUCUAA
Kluyveromyces lactis is the source of this 2205-nucleotide messenger RNA. It is a transcript of the gene SCH9, whose product is annotated as serine/threonine protein kinase SCH9. Lineage: Eukaryota; Fungi; Ascomycota; Saccharomycetes; Saccharomycetales; Saccharomycetaceae. The coding region runs from base 1 to 2205 and encodes 734 amino acids. The transcript has a single exon. Gene Ontology annotation, biological process: protein phosphorylation. The record is from RefSeq and is a predicted model, not a curated record. Gene Ontology annotation, molecular function: ATP binding; protein serine/threonine kinase activity.